AUGCGACGGGGCUGGGAGGAUGAGCAGCAGCAGCAGCCCCUGCUGCUGGCCGCCCUUGGCCCUGAUAUCAACAGCAGCCAUGAUGACAGUACGAAAAAGGAAGGAGAAAGAGCCACGAGCUUCGUUAGCGAGCACGUUGAAAGUUGCGACAUGAGGCGGUCGACAACAUGCCGGAUCUACUAUCGAAAUAGAAUAGCGACAGUCUCGGUGAGACACCGCGUCCGACGUGCUCGUUUCACGUGGCAGAACUUGCCUUUUUGCCACGACUGGACGACGAAGGAGGUCGUGGCUUCCUCGACGACUCCUUUUGUAUCGUCGAAACAGAUGCUGGACAAAGAUCGUGGGUGGGGAGGUCGAUCCAUCGGUCCUCCCGUUUUUGCACUGCCCCAGGACACCGAAAGCCGGCCACGUCCACUCCACGUGAUGUUUACUCGGCAAGUUCAAGACUGA
Messenger RNA from Peronospora matthiolae, 450 nucleotides. NCBI's taxonomy places the organism in Eukaryota, Oomycota, Peronosporomycetes, Peronosporales, Peronosporaceae. The record is from the annotation of a GenBank genome assembly.